ACCUAACCAUUUGUGCCUUUCCUUGUACAAUGUCUUUUGCUCCACAUUCUCAUGGUUAAGCUUGCACGUUCUCAAAAUAAUUGUUAUAAUUAAAUUGUUUGGACUUUUCUUUUUCUGCUUAAUUCGUUUGAUUUUGAAUUCAGGUGCGCUUACAGAUCCAAAAACUUCAGAGUUUGCGUUCUUUAAGAAAUUGAAGGAGGAUGCAAGUCUCGGAUGUAGUUCGCGUCCACUGCAAAAGGAUUUUCACAUAUCAUCUAAGAAGCCUGAAUCCAGUGGCUAUUUCAGAGAGAAGACUGGUGAUGUCAGAGUUGGCAAUAACGGCAACAGCUCUUCAAGGAUCAUGGAGCAAGUACCAUCUGUAAGAACAGACUCUUUUUUCUCACCUGUUGGAGUGUGGAAUAAAUCAGGCUUGUACUCUAUCAGCAACACGCCAGAAAACAAUCGAGAUUUUAGUGACAACUUCAAACCCCAGCAAAUACUUUCACAUGAAGGAAACCAGCAUGCACGUGGAGAAGUUUUCUCUAGAAAGAGACAAAAACUAAGACAGUGUGUCGCAGAUGUCUUAUUUACGGACACAGAGAAGCUCUGUUCAAAAGGGCACGAUGUUAUUUCCAUGCUCCUUAGUCGGCUGUUCCCUAUGAGAACUGAGGAAAAUAAAUAUGAGGAUACAAAUCCAGGAAAAGAAGUGAAUGCUACAAGAUAUGAUUUACCUGAUUCUCGAGAGUUGGAUGAUCACUUAAACGAGAACUAUCAGAUGCCUAAAAGGAAACUUCUUGAACUGGAAACAAGUCCAUACUUCAGUGAUCAUGUGUUGUCUCCUACGUUUCUCAGAUCAAAUGAGAGAAUUACUCCGCACGCCGAGUUCCCAACCUAUCCUUCUCACAACUUUCAACCUCUUCACAGUAUAACAGAACCUGAGUUCAAACUAAGUAAAAUUCCAAGUUUCAGUGCCUCUACAAAGAGUGACGUAACUCUUGGAUCUCUGUUUAACGGAGCAGCAAAUGCUACUAGAUAUGGUUUACGUGAUUAUCGGGAGUUAGAUGUUCAAUUUACAGAACACCAUCAGAUAUCUAAGAGGAAACUUCUUGAACUUGAAUCAAGCUCAUCCUUCAGUGAUCAUUUGUUAUCACCUGUAUUUCUCCGUUCAGUUGAGGUAAUUACUCCACAUGCCAACUUUCCAACUUAUCCACUCAAGUUUCAACCUCUGCUCAGUAUAACAGAAGCUAAAAGUGAUUUUGGUAAAACUAGAACUCCAAGUUUCAUCGAUAAGGAUGAUGUAACCGGAGUAUUUUUUAGUAAUAAGCAAGAGAAUGAAAUCUUUACGGUUAAUCAUUUCAAGGAGAUGGGGAAAUUUGAGAGAGAACCAAUUCCUCUUCUUAUGGAAAAAGAUUUUGACUGCACUGCAGAUGAGACAAAUUUACCUAUCACUUGUAAGUAUAUAAAGCCAGAUAUGCCCCUUGAAUUAUCAAUUUUGGGCCAUGGUAAAGAGCGAAUAUUAAAUAAUACACUAGAUGAAUACCACUUUAGUCCUUCAUCCUCGCUACCCGACAAGCCACAGGACUUCAACUCAAUAUUGGAUUCUGGUUUCUUAAGAUACCAAGAAUUCAAGUUUGGAAAGUAUGUCUAUGAAGGCAUGGACACAAAUUUUAACCAUACAGAAUUGUCCUUGUCACACGAUAUGCAUCACUUUAAUGUGUCUGAAAAUUGCAAGAAUGACACUUCAUGGGAUCAAGACAGCUCAUUCCUUUCACCAUACCAGCAUUGGGUUGGAAGAACAGUUUCCGAUGAUACCUACCGUCUUCAUUCUAACCCGGAAACCUGGCUUCCAUCUUCACUUGCUGAAUAUCAGAGGUGCUGUUCCCUAACUAGUUCCCAUUUAAAUUACCGAAGUUCAAGGUCAAGGAGUUUACAGUUGCCACAAAGGGAAAGUAUGUCUUCUCCUUUUCACAUUAAUGAUAAUUACGAGCCAGAAAUGUUUGGUGAAAAUCACGGUGAAGUGCUUUAUCAUUUUAGGGAAAGCUCGGUUGAAAUAUAUAACUCUGCUUUUCUUCAUAUGUCCAUGCAAAGAAACAAUGCAUGCUCAUUUCCUCUGGAUGGCAGUGACUAUGUCAAUGAACAAGAGCACACACAGAAGCUGCUCCUCUAGAGUCUAACACUCAAGAAUGCUUGAUCAAACAUUACCUCGAACAUGUGUUUACAAAAUGACAUGUCCAUCAAACGUUACCUUUUGGAUGGAAAUUAAUUGUUACUAUGCAGGGAUUCUUGAUAAUUUGAAACAUUAACAGGACUCUGUCUAGACUUAAAUUGCACAAGCAUCUAAAGAGGGUAGUGACUCUAUAAUUGUUCUUUUUUUUUUUUGAUAAACAGAGUGACUGUAUAAUUUUGACAUAUCCAAAAAGAACUUUCCCGUGAUUCAGCAGAAAAAGUUAGUACUUUAUUUUUUUUUUGUGGCAU
Cajanus cajan (pigeon pea) is the source of this 2454-nucleotide messenger RNA. The record is from RefSeq and is a predicted model, not a curated record. NCBI's taxonomy places the organism in Eukaryota, Viridiplantae, Streptophyta, Magnoliopsida, Fabales, Fabaceae.